AUGCCACCAAAGCCUCGAACCGCGCCUCUCAAAGGGGGCGGCAAGAGCAAGAGAGCCGCGGAUGAUCAAGCUGAAGACAGCCCUACUAAGAGAAUCCGGACCAUUCUCGAUGAAGUCGACGCGAAAGAUCAGACUUCGGGCAAACAACAAAGUCGCAUGCAACACGACAUCGAUACUCUUUCCGACGCUGUCAAACAGCACAAGGAGGAAAAAGCGGUCAUGCAGAAGAGAAUGGACGACAUGGAGAAGGCAAAGAACAAAAAGAUCGCGGAACUCGAAGCGGAAAUCGAUAAGGCCGCGAAGGACAACUUCGCGUGGAAGAAUACCGUACAUGAGACGAAAGCCGAGAAUGAAAAGCAGAAGGCAGUUAUCCAUAAGCAGAAAGCAGAGACUCAGGAGUUACAAGACCAACUCAAGGCAAAGGGAGGGGAGAACGAGAGUAACAAGGCCUGGAGGGCACUCUGGGAGAGGUACUUCCGCGAGGAACGGGAUGAGAAGGAUCAGCUCAAGCGGCAGCUAGAGACUGAGAGGGGCGAGAACCGAGAGAGCAAUAAGGCAUCGGGCAAACUGCGCCAGAUCGAAAAGAUCAUGAAAGGGCCCUAG
Trematosphaeria pertusa is the source of this 603-nucleotide messenger RNA. RefSeq lists its product as uncharacterized. Lineage: Eukaryota; Fungi; Ascomycota; Dothideomycetes; Pleosporales; Trematosphaeriaceae. The record is from RefSeq and is a predicted model, not a curated record. The transcript is spliced from 2 exons. The coding region runs from base 1 to 603 and encodes 200 amino acids.